AGCAAACCAGAAGCAAAUAUGCCUGCUGUUGUGACUCUGGCGUUAAUAAUGACAUACCAGCUGUUUCAAAAUAUGUCUGAGAAUCGGGGGAAUGCCAUGAGACGAAGACGUCUUCUCCGGUUGGCAGCACGGCUGGGUAACACUACGGCGGCUAAUCCGGUGAGGUAUUGCCGUCUUGACCACAAUAUGCCCAUUUUAAGGGUCUGGUUCAAUGUUGAGGCGGACCUAAGACAAGACUUUCGCCUCAGCAGAAGGGCCAUGCAUGCUGUGCAAAGGCUGCUUCAAACGGAGCAGGACCAUGGCUGGGGACGGGAGCUAGAAGUUCUCAUCUACGUGUAUUGGUUGGCGCAUGGGCUGUCUUACAUCGUGGUGGCUCGUGUAUUCAACGUCCCGAAAUCCACGGUGCACCGGGUCGUUCACAAAGUGGCGAAUUACAUCUGCAGAAACCUGCGGCAGAAACCUGCCCUCCCCCAGGCUGCAGAGCUGGCUGCAGUUGGGCAAGGGUUUGCUCAACUGUCCGGUAGCCCUGCUUUCACAAAUGUUGUGGGUGCAAUAGAUGGAAGCCAUAUUAGGAUAAAACCACCAGCACGUCACCGAAUUGACUAUCUAAAGUACAAGGGUUUUUAUUCCAUCAACAUGCAGGCAGUAUGUGAUUCUACAGGAAGAUUCCUGGAUAUCUUUGUCGGGUACCCCAGGUCAGUGCAUGACACAAGGGUCAUGAAAAACAGCAGUUUGUAUAAAGUGAGACGCUACCCUCCGCCAGGGUACAUUCUCCUUGGAGAUGGUGGCUACCCGUGUUUAGACACACCUAUCUGCCUCAUGACGCCAUACAAGGAGCCAGUCACCGGUCCAGUACAGGGACGAUACAAUUACCGUCAUGCAAAGGGUCGUAGUAUUAUUGAGAGAGCUUUUGGGGUAAUGAAGACAAGGUGGAGGUGCACCCUUUUCAAAGCACUGGAGGUCAAGCCAACAUUUGCUCCUCAGGUAAUAGCAUCCUGUGCCUUUCUCCACAACGUGUGCCUGGACAAUGGGGACCUACUGGAGCCAGACGAAGACGUUUCCCAGGACCUCCUGGAUCCCCAACCUCCCCGGGAGCCCCUAGCAGUCAACGAGAGCUCUGGAAAUGCAACACGGACAGAUUGGCAGCCCAGGUGUAAUUGUAAAGACACUGUUUGAACCUU
This is a messenger RNA of Larimichthys crocea (large yellow croaker), 1181 nucleotides long. Its product is annotated as putative nuclease HARBI1. The transcript has 2 exons. The record is from RefSeq and is a predicted model, not a curated record. Bases 19 to 1176 code for a protein of 385 amino acids. NCBI's taxonomy places the organism in Eukaryota, Metazoa, Chordata, Actinopteri, Sciaenidae.